Molecule: messenger RNA, 1287 nt
Organism: Apaloderma vittatum (bar-tailed trogon)
Lineage: Eukaryota; Metazoa; Chordata; Aves; Trogoniformes; Trogonidae
Product: activating signal cointegrator 1 complex subunit 3-like
Exons: 8
Coding region: 1-1287 (428 amino acids)
Molecular function (GO): ATP binding; nucleic acid binding
Source: RefSeq, a predicted model, not a curated record
AUGCGUGCCUCUUAUCAUAUUGCAGAACAGUGCAAGAAGUUUAUAGGAGAAAAUGCUAAGCCCAAUUAUGGCUGUCAAGUUACGAUUCAAUCUGAACAAGAAAAGCUGUUAAUGAAGCAAUAUCGUCGGGAAGAAAAGCGAAAUGCCAGAAAAGAAAAACAAACCGGAGAAGAUGGAGAAGUUUCUGGAGAAGGACAAAUGUGCUUUGAUCCUAAAGAGCUACGGAUGCAAAGAGAACUGGCACUUUUGAAUGCUCGAAGUAUGCCUGUCCUAGGCAGGCAGAGAGAGAUAGACUUCGAAAGAAUUCGUUAUCCGCAUGUUUAUGAUUCUCGAGCUGAAGCUAUGAAAACGUCAGCAUUCAUUGGGGGUGCAAAGGUGUUCUUACCAGAGGCAGUUCAGAGAGAAAACAAUAAAACGUAUGAAGAGGUGAAGAUCCCCCAUAGUGAACCGAUGCCCAUUGGUAUUGAAGAGAAAAUUGUUUAUAUUAAAGACUUAGAUGAGAUUGGACAACUUGCUUUUAAAGGCAUGAAACGACUAAACCGAAUCCAAUCUAUAGUUUUUGAGACUGCGUACAACACAAAUGAGAACAUGCUGAUCUGUGCCCCCACUGGAGCUGGGAAGACUAACAUUGCCAUGCUGACAGUCCUUCAUGAAAUUCGCCAGCAUGUCCAGCAUGGUGUUAUCAAAAAGGAUGAGUUUAAGAUUGUGUACGUUGCUCCUAUGAAGGCUUUGGCAGCUGAAAUGACAAAUUACUUCAGCAAGCGUCUGGAACCACUGGGCAUUACUGUGAAAGAGCUGACUGGUGAUAUGCAGCUGUCAAAAGGGGAAAUUCUGCGAACACAGAUGCUUGUGACUACUCCGGAGAAAUGGGAUGUAGUGACAAGAAAAAGUGUUGGUGACGUAGCCCUCUCGCAGCUGGUAAAACUCCUGAUUCUUGAUGAAGUUCAUCUAUUGCAUGAAGACAGAGGGCCAGUACUUGAAAGUAUAGUAGCUCGUACUUUACGUCAGGUUGAAUCAACACAAAGUAUGAUUAGGAUUUUGGGCCUUUCAGCUACAUUACCUAAUUAUCUUGAUGUUGCUACAUUUCUGCACGUCAAUCCCUACAUUGGACUAUUCUACUUCGAUGGCCGUUUCCGACCCGUACCGCUGGGGCAAACCUUUAUAGGGAUUAAGACAACCAAUAAGGUGCAGCAGCUGAAUCAUAUGGAUGAAGUAUGUUAUGAAAAUGUGCUGAAGCAAAUAAUGGCUGGACACCAGGUAUUUAUUUUUUGCUUUGGUUUGCAUUGA